UCUUUUCUUUCCUUUUUUUUUUAAAAAAAAAAAAAAAAAAUACUGAUAAUUAAUAAUCAUAUUUUGACUUAUUCUUUGUCAUCUAUAAUCACAUUUAUUCUAUCGGAGCCACAAUAGAAAAUGUAUUCAGAAGAUUUAUCACCAUUAUUAGAUUCUUUUGACACAUCACCAACAAUUUCAGAAACAUCAAUUAAUGAAAAAUUUAAUAUGGAAACGGAAACUUCGACCUCUUUUAAUUCACCGACGGAAAAAAAAGAACAAAUUUCAAAUAUUAUUCAACGUGCCAAUGAAUUACAAUUCGUUGUGCAAAAUUUAAUUAAAACUCACGCACCAGAAAAGAAUGGUUCUUUAUUAUUUCCUUCAUUAAAUGAAACGGUAAAUGUUAAAGGUUCUUUAAAUUUCAACGAAUCUAAUACUAAUAAUAAUAACAACAACAUUUUAUUAAAUUUUAAUGAGAAUGAAAAUCAAUUAUUAUUAAAAGAUCAAACUGAUAUAAUUUCAUCACAAUAUGAUUAUGAUAAUAUAAAAGAUAUCUUGAAUAAAUCAUUAUUCUAUAGUGAUAUUUGUAUUAUGCCACAAUAUUUUAAGGAAAUUUAUGAUACUGCAUAUCAGGAUGGUUUAUUAAAUGUUGGGAUUGAUAUUGAAGAUUUUUUUAUCAUGAAUUAAUG
Molecule: messenger RNA, 668 nt
Organism: Rhizophagus irregularis DAOM 181602=DAOM 197198
Lineage: Eukaryota; Fungi; Glomeromycota; Glomeromycetes; Glomerales; Glomeraceae
Source: RefSeq, a predicted model, not a curated record